CUUCGCGAGCUAUGGAUGAUGCGCAUGCGCGGUCCGUGAGCCAGGUGCUCGCGUAUUUUCGAGUGGAUCCGUCUCACGGUCUUGCGGAUUCCCAGGUGGAAGACGCGCGAUCUCUCUAUGGAUGCAAUGAGUUGCCUCACGAGGGCGGGGCUUCUUUCUGGAAAUUGGUGCUCAAGCAAUUCGAUGAUCUUCUGGUGAAAAUAUUGAUAUUUGCGGCCAUUACUUCGCUCGUGCUGGCUGUUGUGGAUGGUGAAACGGGCUUCACGGCGUUCGUGGAACCAUUUGUCAUUCUGUUGAUACUGGCAGCAAACGCGACUGUUGGAGUCGUCACCGAGACCAACGCGGAAAAGGCUCUCAAGGAACUGAAAGCGUACCAAGCGGAUGUAGCAACAGUACUUAGAAAUGGACUGUUGUCGAUUGUGCCUGCUUCCAAUCUUGUUCCCGGAGACAUUGUCGAAGUCGCAGUCGGCUGUAAGGUACCGGCUGAUAUGCGAGUUAUCGAUAUGCUAAGCAGCAGCGCUCUCAGGGUCGAUCAAGCCAUCUUGACUGGCGAAAGCAGCUCCGUUGCUAAGGAGCUUGAAGAAAAUCCAGUCAUUAAUCCUGUGUAUCAGGAUAAAACCAGUAUACUCUUCUCGGGAACCAAUGUUACUGCUGGGCGUGCUCGGGCUAUCGUUGUCGCAACAGGUUCUGAAACAGCAAUGGGGAAAAUUCACAGUGCGAUGUCAGAAGUCACAGAGGAAAUGACUCCUUUAAAGAAACAACUUGACAAUUUUGGGGAGUUUCUGUCGAAGGUCAUUGCUGGCAUCUGUGUUCUUGUAUGGGUAGUUAACAUUGGCCACUUUCGUGACCCGGCUCACGGAGGGAUACUUCGUGGUGCCAUUUACUACUUGAAGAUUGCUGUUGCAUUGGCGGUCGCUGCCAUUCCAGAGGGGCUUCCUGCUGUGGUGACUACAUGCCUUGCACUUGGAACCAAGCGAAUGGCUAGCUUGAAUGCAAUUGUUCGGUCUUUACCAGCAGUAGAAACGUUGGGCUGUACAACUGUUAUUUGCAGUGACAAGACUGGGACUCUCACAACAAAUAUGAUGUCCGUGACGAAGAUAUGUGUUGUUGAAUCUGCUGCAACAUUAUCUGAAUUCACUGUCACUGGCACAUCGUAUGCUCCCGACGGUGUUAUACAAAAUGCAAACAAUCAGCAGAUUGAUUAUCCGGCGGCAUUUCCAAGUCUUGUUCAAGCGGCAAUCUGCUCUUCUCUUUGUAAUGACUGCAGUAUUCAGUACAAUGCUGAGAAAGAUAUCUACGAAAAGAUUGGGGAGUCUACAGAAGUUGCUCUUCGAGUGUUCAGUGAAAAGGUUGGACUACCAGGUUUUGAUUCCAUGCCAACAUCAUUAUCGGUGCUUAGUAAACAGGAACGUGUUUCUUAUUGUAAUCGAUACUGGGAGAGAUACUUGAAAAAGGCCUUCGUAUUAGAGUUUUCACAUGACCGAAAGAUGAUGAGUGUUCUCUGCUCGAAUGACGAACGAACAGUUUUGUUGUCAAAAGGGGCUCCCGAAGUGAUUUUACAACGUUCAAAUUACGUGGUCUGUAACCAGGACGGCUCCGUGACAAAAUUGAGCCCCGAACUUAAAUUGUCUCUCGAGGAGAAAUUUCACAGUUUUGCUUCUCAGGAAACUUUACGAUGCAUUGCGCUUGCGUACAAGGACGUCCCUACUGGACAACAAACUCUAACCGAGGACGACGAAAACGGUUUAAUUCUCAUAGGAAUGGUGGGGAUGAUGGAUCCCCCACGACCAGAGGUUAAAGCAGCCAUUGCGACUUGCAAGUCUGCUGGUAUACGAGUUGUUGUCAUCACCGGGGACAACAAGAAAACAGCAGAAGCUUUAUGCCAUCGUAUCGGUGUUUUUGACAAGUCAGACGAUGUUUCAAGCAAAUCGCUCACGGCAGCAGAGUUUGACAGCCUGACACCUAUGCAGCAAGCUGUUGCUGUGCAAAAUUUGGUUCUUUUUUCAAGGGUAAAUCCGUCUCAUAAGUCUAUGCUUGUUGAUGUCUUAAAGCGUCACAAGGAGGUGGUCGCGAUGACUGGAGAUGGUGUUAACGAUGCUCCUGCUUUGAAACAAGCGGAUAUUGGAAUAGCAAUGGGCUCCGGCACUGCAGUGGCAAAGGGUGCUUCAGACAUGGUUUUAGCUGACGACAAUUUCGCUACAGUAGUUGCGGCAGUUGCCGAAGGAAGAGCAAUUUAUAACAAUACCAAGCAGUUUAUACGCUAUAUGAUAUCAUCAAAUAUCGGAGAGGUUGUCUGCAUUUUUGUGGCCGCUGCUUUGGGACUUCCCGAAACACUAAUUCCUGUACAACUUCUUUGGGUUAAUCUCGUGACAGAUGGAUUGCCUGCUACUGCUCUUGGAUUUAACAAGCAAGACCGUAAUGUCAUGAUGGCCAAACCUCGAAAGAUGGACGAAGCAAUUGUCAAUGGCUGGCUCUUUUUUCGCUACAUGGUUGUCGGCGCCUACGUUGGUUUAGCUACAGUCGGCGGCUUCAUAUGGUGGUUUCUGUAUCAUGAAGAGGGGCCUCACUUGACUUGGAAGGAACUGGUAAGCUUGCAAAACUUCCGAUACAGUGCUAGAGUCAGUCUAUCUGCGCAGGUUAGCUUUAACGAGUGCAAGGAUGGAACCAUGCGCUAUUCCUGUUCAGUAUUUCGAGAUCGUCACCCGUCCACAAUAUCAAUGAGUGUUCUUGUUGUGGUGGAAAUGUUCAAUGCCAUGAACAACCUCAGUGAAAAUCAGAGCCUCCUAGUUCUUCCUCCGUGGAGUAACAUGUGGCUGAUGGCUUCGAUCGGUGUUUCAAUGCUGCUGCAUUUUUUGAUCCUGUAUCUUCGGCCUCUGUCUCUUCUGUUUUCGGUGACACCAUUAUCCUGGGCAGAAUGGAAAGCAGUGUUGUGGUUUUCAUUUCCGGUCAUUCUGGUGGACGAAGUCCUGAAAGUGUUGUCAAGACAAACUAGAGCUAGGAAAUUUGGAUUAAGACGUAGACCCGAGCUGCUGCUACCAAAGAGCCAGACGCGGCGGGUGUAAAGAGGGAAGAAAAUUCGUAAGCAUAUGCUGCUCUUUUGAAA
Molecule: messenger RNA, 3103 nt
Organism: Selaginella moellendorffii
Lineage: Eukaryota; Viridiplantae; Streptophyta; Lycopodiopsida; Selaginellales; Selaginellaceae
Product: calcium-transporting ATPase 3, endoplasmic reticulum-type
Exons: 33
Coding region: 12-3062 (1016 amino acids)
Biological process (GO): calcium ion transmembrane transport; intracellular calcium ion homeostasis
Cellular component (GO): membrane
Molecular function (GO): ATP hydrolysis activity; P-type calcium transporter activity; ATP binding
Source: RefSeq, a predicted model, not a curated record